GUAAAGCCUCAGCCAAGAAACUGACAAAAAAGGAGGUAGAUGCUGCACUGCAGUGUGUUGCCAAAGCUAAACCAGGACCGACCUUUUUUAGAGCACUUGAUGAUAAAGGGUUGAUAUCUUAUGCAGAGUACCUAUUUUUGCUGACAAUUCUUACGAAACCCCAGACUGGAUUUCAGAUUGCCUUUAAAAUGUUGGAUACAGAUGGCAAUGAACAAGUUGAAAAGAAAGAAUUCUUUAAGCUACAGAAAAUCCUUGGGAAGGAAGAUGAUUUGAAAACAGCUGGAGAUGAAACAGUAUUUCAGGGAGCAGAACUGGAAAGCUGUGCUGUUAAUACCAUGUUGCUGGUACAUUUCUUUGGAAAAGAAGGAAAGGAAAAACUUCGCUAUUCUGAGUUUUUCAGAUUCAUGGAAAAUCUACAAACCGAAGUCCAAGAAAUGGAAUUCAUAAAGUUUUCAAAGGGUUUGAACGUCAUGAGAAAAGAAGACUUUGCAGAAUGGUUGCUGUACUUCACCGAUGAGGAAGACAAUGAAAUUUACUGGCAGAAUGUGAAAGACAGAAUUGAGGCAGGAGAGAAUAUCAGUCUGGAAGAAUUCAAGACUUUUUGCAAGUUUACAAAUAACCUGGAAGACUUUUCUAUUGCCAUGCAGAUGUUUACUGUAGCCAAUCUUCCUGUUAAACGGGCUGAGUUCAAGAGAGCAGUGAAGGUGGCAACAGGACAGGAGCUUUCAGAUAAUGUUUUGGAUACAAUCUUCAAGAUUUUUGAUCUAGAUGGAGAUGACUGCCUCAGUCACAGCGAGUUUCUUGGAGUCCUGAGGAACCGAAUUCAUCGAGGCUUGAGGGUACCACAACAGCAAGGCGUUCAAGGUUACUGGAAGUGUGUGAAAAGAGAAAGCAUUAAAGGAGCCAAAGAACUGUGGAAGCAAACUGGGAAAAGUCCUUUCUAA
Molecule: messenger RNA, 944 nt
Organism: Apaloderma vittatum (bar-tailed trogon)
Lineage: Eukaryota; Metazoa; Chordata; Aves; Trogoniformes; Trogonidae
Gene: MICU2
Product: mitochondrial calcium uptake 2
Exons: 10
Biological process (GO): mitochondrial calcium ion homeostasis; calcium import into the mitochondrion
Cellular component (GO): uniplex complex
Molecular function (GO): calcium ion binding
Source: RefSeq, a predicted model, not a curated record